GCCUAUAAAGCUCUAAGGUCUCACACCGAAAACCCUAGCGCCGAAGAAGCAAAUCCAGCAAACCCUAGAGUCUCCUUCUUCGAAGAUCCAACAACAAUGGCGGAAGUCGAACCAGAGGUCGCGACCGCACAGGUCAAGAAGAGAACAUUCAAGAAGUUUUCCUUCAGAGGAGUUGAUUUGGAGUCUCUCCUCGACAUGCCCACCGAUCAGCUUGUCAAUCUCUUCCAGGCCCGUGCUCGCAGAAGGUUUAGGAGGGGUCUUACCAGGAAGCCCCUGGCUUUGAUCAAGAAACUGCGCAAGUCGAAAAAGGAUGCACCUCUAGGCGAGAAGCCUGAGGUAGUUAGAACUCACCUUCGCAGCAUGAUCAUUGUUCCCGAGAUGAUCGGAAGCGUGGUUGGUGUGUACAAUGGAAAGACUUUCAACCAGUUUGAGAUCAAACCCGAGAUGAUCGGUCACUACUUGGCCGAGUUCUCCAUCACUUACAAGCCUGUCAAGCACGGUAGGCCCGGUCAUGGUGCUACUCACUCCUCAAGGUUUAUCCCUCUCAAGUGAAGAAAACGUUUUCCGUGCUCAAUUAGACUAGUUGCUUAUCUUGCUUUUGGAUGCUUAGACAAUGUUAGUCGUCUUCAAGGUUUUAUGUUUUCAAACUCCGAACCUUAGAUUAUGACAACGUUUGGUUUCUUUGUUCUUGCUUUAA
Messenger RNA from Tarenaya hassleriana, 697 nucleotides. RefSeq names its product 40S ribosomal protein S15-2-like. Gene Ontology annotation, molecular function: RNA binding; structural constituent of ribosome. The transcript has 3 exons. Gene Ontology annotation, biological process: translation; ribosomal small subunit assembly. NCBI's taxonomy places the organism in Eukaryota, Viridiplantae, Streptophyta, Magnoliopsida, Brassicales, Cleomaceae. The record is from RefSeq and is a predicted model, not a curated record. The coding region runs from base 97 to 552 and encodes 151 amino acids. Gene Ontology annotation, cellular component: cytosolic small ribosomal subunit; ribosome.